CUAGAAGAUAUAGUUGAAUGAGGUUGAGAAGAUGAUGAAAACCGAGUCCAUAUUAACUGUAAUGAAAGCGGCGUGACCUUGAUCUAUGUAUAGGUAGGAACAAAAGCAGAAGGUAGGAACAAAAGCAGAAGGCUAUGUAUAGGUAGGAACAAAUUGCCUUCUCCCUGCCCGUGUCCCCAUUUUUUUUGCCUCUAUCAUUCAACAGAGCCCAACCUGUUGUCCGAAGUGGUCAAACGUAUUCGGUUGUAGUUAGCAUCUCUUACCAACUGUACCGUUGCCAUUGUCCUCGACAUUUUGGAUUUCACCAAUGAAUAACAAGCUAUCCGACUACUAACUCUAGGACUAGGUUCGUUUUCUCAUUUAAUGAAAUACGUUUUUAGUACUUAUUUUCAUUGAUUUGAUCAACAUGGCUGGUUCCGACGACUCUGACCACUGGCAAUGCCAGGUAUGCACGCUAUUGAACCCCCCUGGGCUCAAGCGUUGUGAUGCGUGUGAGACGCCCCGACCGGAGCAGCCGAAACUCAGGCUGCAAAUGAGCCCCGCCGCAGGUGCCGUAGGAGGAGGCGCUGCUGCAGCUGCUCCAGCCGCAAAUGCUUCUGCUGCCGCAGCUUCUACCAGUGCCACCGCAGGGGCUAGCGCGUCACAGCCGACUCUACCCAUUACUGCAACGAGCCCUACUACUUCUUCAAAAGCUCCCGUUCGUCCGAAUCCAGCGAUAGCAGGCUCUACAGGGGCGUCCGCUUCUGGUGCAGCAGCAGUCUCGUCUCGUGCCGGUCUGUCGCCAGAGGAGCGCCAAAAAAGAGCUGACGAGAUAGCGGCAAAGCGCAUGCGCAAAGAAGAACACAAAAAGCUCGAAAGAGAACGCUUUGAGGCAGACCGAAAUGCAUACAACGAAGUGCAUGUACAACUACCACUUAUAUUUCUGUAUCUAUAAAAAUCCUCCUAGGGAGUGGCACUGGUAGAAGAUAUGAAUAUUACUAAUUUUCAUGCUAGACGUCUCCAAGAAUGUACUUCCACAAAGAAAACCCUACACUAAACAAGGUAACCCCUGGAGGUGCGACCAGUUCGGCCGGUUCAGCCGCGAAAGCAGCAUCGGCGGCGCGCGUUGGUCCUCCUGCCGGUAGAGAGGUCGCGCCAGCAAAUGCACCCGUGCGUCUCCAAGUGCGAUCCGAGGUGAAGGGAACAACAGUGAAUACAACUGCCUUUGUCGCGUCCAGCACACUGAAAGACGUACUUUUACUAGACGUACUUGGUUAUACUAGAGAUCGUAAUUUUUAGUUAACUCUUACUCUACUGAUUGAUCUUUCGAAGGUAGUUGUAAAAAAUUGAAUUAGAAGUACUAGGUCGUUUGCUGUUUUAUUGUUGGUUCUUACUCGAGGUCUUCGAUUUCGCAGACCGUGAGCUGACGAGUAGUGCUAUCCCGUUUGCUCCUGGGGCUACAGAUCAGUUUCGCGAACAUACUAUGCGCAUCAUCGAAGAGGCGCGCCGCCAUCGCGCAGCCACCAACGCACCGACUGGCAUGCGACAAGCCUUCCCGCCUCAUCGUAAGUGGGAAGUCAGCGAGCUCGCUAGCACCACUCUCGCCGAUGCCGGUGUGGUCCCUAGUGGGGUUCUCAUUCUCUGCGAUAGGCCACCAGUGGUAGAAGGGUCGAACAAUCCGAGUCCGGAUCAGCAAGCAGCGGAGGCCGUGACAAGUUCUGCAAGGGGUCGUCGCGGUGCGGCGCCGGAAGGUCCUGACGAUGAUGAAGAUAGCGAGGAUGCGGAAAUGGAGGACGCUCGAAGUUUCCAACAUGGGGCGGACUCAGAGGACAACGAAGACGACUCGCAGGACCCUUUUGGUGAAGCGUUCUUUCGGCAAUUCGACCCGCGCGCUGCGGGACAGGGCAUCUUUCCUGCACGUCGAGGCGGCGCUUUUCAUCCGCGGGAUCGCCACGCUCCUCAAGAGCCACCGCCACCACCUAGAACGCAGGAAGAGCAAGAGGAAGCUCGACGGCAGGCGCGCGAAGCUGCUAUGAAACGAUUUCAGACGGGAGGAUCAGCCCCAACUUCUUCUGGCCAAGACAGCAGACCUGCGAAUUCCACCUCUACUGCUGCAACGAGUAGACCAGCUCAGGCUACUUCUUCAACUGGUACUUCUACGACUACAGCAACUGCAAAAGCGUCCUCCUCUUCUGCUGGUGCGUCCUCUUCUUCGACGCAAAGUCGUAUUCCCGCAGGACACGUCGCGGCGCCCAGUGGCCCGCCGAAGAUGCUUACGUCGAAGAAGCGAGAGCUUGAGCGUGAGGAAAUUCUGCGACGCGCGCAAGAGGAACGUCAAGAGGCUGAGCGCAGGCAAAAGGCUGAAGCGGACGCGCGCAAGCGAAAAGCAGCAUCCAAAAGUCCGCGCGACUUCAGAGAGGAAUCAGACGAGACACGACAACAAAGGCUGCAAGCUAUUGCGAAGCGCAUGGAAGCAGUGGAAGAAGGAGAUCGUGGAUCGGACAUUGCAGCUGGCACUGGGGAGCAGGCGGCUUCAUCCGGAACCUUUCCUGGAAAUGGAAAUGCAAUAAAUAUUGAAGCAAUAAAAAACAAGUCUGAUACCAAUGCAGCAGCAAGCGCAACAACUACUGAUACUGCAGGAUCUAGUGGGCCUCCACCUGCUAAUGGCGCUGGAGGCAAGCAGACACGAGUUACGCUGGCCUACAAGACGUAUCGUGGACACCUGCACUUUGAUUCAGAGACGACCACGCUGGUGGGUGUAGUGCGCCAGUUCAAAGAGGAGAACCCGGACAAGUUUUCGACAGUGCACAUCGUGCCAUCAGACCAACUGAGAGAGGGCGAGCCUCCAGUCACCAUAUGCACCUCCGAUGAAAGCAGUGGCGACCACACGAUUCCACACCUGGUUUUGGCCUAUCCGCCGCGGACCGACUUUAGUUCCGAUUGGAACGCAUGCCUGAGUACGCUGCCGGAUUUAAGAGGUGCCUCUGCGGGUCUCAUUUUGCGUCAAACGGACGUUCCGGCUGAGCAACAAGUCAGGCCAGUCCCGCCACCAGCCAGGGCGCCAGAUGUAAUCACCAUUGCCGAGGAUGGCGAUGUUGAAAUGUUGACCGCGCCUGCGUCGAAUAGUGCGUCGAAUCUUGCUUCAUCUGCCCAUCAUGGAGGCAGUAGUCCACCGCUGUCUGGAGUUCAACAGCUUCAAUCCUCUGGCCACAGCGCCGCGGUUGCAUCGUCGUCCUCGUCUUCUGGUGCCCGCGCCGUGCCCUACACUGGCCCAGGCAUGUCUCCAGAGGAAAGAGAACGAAAGAAGCAGGAGAUGGAACGCAAAAAGCGGGAAAAGGAGGAAGAAAGGAAUCGCAUCCUAGCAGAUGCAAGAGCAGCGCAAGCAUUAAGGGAAGCUCGAGCCCAAGUGAACGUCUCGUUUCACUCCAGAACCAACGUCCUUGAGAAUAACAGGAAUGCAGUCGAGCAAGCGCGAAAUAGAGCCGGGUCGUCGUCCUCGUCGACUUCAAACUCGACUCAGGCGAAAGCGCCAAGCAGCAUAGGACUUGGGGUUGGUGGAGGACAACCGCAGCAACAAGGUGGAGCACAAGGCCGACCACAGUCUCCUCUUGCUCUUCUCGGUCCACCGCCUUCUGGUGCUCCUAUUGCUAUUCCUAGCGCGAGUAUAAUAGGUGCUCCUACAAGAACUACUGGUGGAGGAGGUAAUGAAGUGAUUGUUUUAGAUGAUGACGACUCGUCAGCAUCAGCCGCUUCACCAGCCUUGAACGCCGCAGCGAGCCGCCAAAGCGACGGUCCACCACGCUCAGGGUUACGCAGGUUACGCAUUCGCCUGCCCGAUGGCAGAAUCGAGAACUCACACGAGUUCGAUCCCAAUAACAGCGGCGCGGGGGAUAUUCCGCUACAAGUUCUCAUCGAGUCAGCCUUUCCCGCGAUAAGCACAGAGGAAGGUCGCCAGCUGUACACGGUAUCUAUCCUGCGGAGGACUAGACUCUUUAGUUUUACUCAUCGUUUUUUAUCGAGAGGCUAUUUGUGCCCUUUCAUCGACGUCUAAAAACUAGAACUACCUCUUAAAGAAAAGAACUAUCGCGAUCAAGACUUAGUCUUCAAAUACUAUGUUGACCAAAUGAGUCUUCAAUACUUUCUUAUUGUACAACCAGGUGGUUAUAUCAAGCUGUAUCCCCCGGGAAACGGUCGCUCCCAGUAAUUUGGGAAACGCUCUGUCUUCGUUUUCGUCUCUGUGGCCUCAUGGGGGGACGGUGCUUCUCUUAGAGACAGCUCGGGCUGGCGCCGACUUGCAGGCUGCACGCAGUAGUGACUUCUUUUAAGGGUUUCCACAUUAUACAUCCCCGACUAGCAUCCUUCUCUCCCCAUCCCUUAAUAGCAUCCUUGAGCUUGACAUACAUCCCCAUCCCUUAUACUAUUACUAGCAUCCUUUUCUCAACUUAGUAGAAAAUAGGUGAAGGAUAUUCAUAUUCUGUCUGACGGAUGUAAUUGUAAUAGAUAUGGUAAAUGUUAUGACGAAUGAUGUAAUGUGGUAACCUUUAAUUCUUGCGACAUCAGAUGGACGAGCGUGUGCGAUACGAGCAACUGCGGAGGGCGCAUCUAAGGGCCCGACGGCGCAUUCGUCGGGCCCGGCGUGCAGCUGGGCUGACGCAGUCGCAAGACGAUAGCAUGGAGAUGCAUCCAUCAGAUGAUGAGCCCAGCACACCAGCUAAUCAAGUCCGAGAUGAUGUUAUGUUCAGCUCUUAUACUUAAACCAACUUAUCCAUCUUUCUCCGCAUCUCUUCGGUUGUAGUUUCCUUUUGUUCUCAUACAUAGAAGAAUGCAACGGAACAGGGAGUGAGAUGAGGGGAGGACCGAGAUGAAGAAAAUCCGACUCUAAUUUUUCCGACUCUAUUAAUGUUGCACAAGCCGGCGAUGUCGAUAUGCCCGACUGGCAUGCUGAUGUCGCUCGCAUCCAGCAGGAGUCUGAGGAUCACGCUCUAGCCAUAAGAUUGCAAGGAGAGCAACACGAGUCCCAAGAAAACAACGGGAACGCUUCUGGUGGCGCGGGUAGGCUACGACCAGGACAGCAGGCCUCUGGAGCGACAUCUUCGUCAAGAGCCGUCCCAAGCAUUAAUCGAGCUGGAAACGCUGCUGCCGCGGCUCGGAACAACGCACGCGUCCAGAGAAUAAACGUCAGAGCAGUCGGCGGGGGUGCCGCGUCCUCUUCCUCGAAUGCAGCUGCAGUAGGUGAUAUACAAGCACGAGUGAGAGGCGAAAUGGCGAGAAUGCGUGAGUACAUGAGGAAUGCGUUUGCUUCCUUUGGUGGCGGAUCCUCGUCUUCGUCGUCCGCAGCUCGACCGCGCGUCGCUAUGGGCAUGCCAGGGUCGCGCAACGCCGGUUUCGACUUCGAACAGCUGUUCAAUUUCGAAAACAUUGAUGACGAUGAGGAUGACGACGAUGAUGAGGAUCAUGACGAUGAUGAGGAUCAUGACGAUGACGAUGCUGAUGAUGGGCAUGGAAGAGCUGAUCCUUUCGCAGAGUAUAUGCAAGUACUAGCGGAUGGAGGUUACAGCCGAGGCGGAGGGUACGCAGGAGCUGGAAGAGGAGGUAAUAGAGGAGGACGUGAUGGCAGACUAGUGGUAGAUCCGUUCGAUGCUGAUGAAAUCAAUGCCGCCUAUCCUCGCAGGGGUGCGCAAAGCAGCUCGUCCGUCAAUCGCAUCUUGGCGCAGUGCGGAGAGGAGACGUUUAUGCUCAGGAUAUUUUUUACUCAGGUUCGUUCUCGUUCAAGUUCACACGCUACUGUGAAGAUGUAAUGCUUACUACAGUAUAAGAUGUCGCUCAUUUUUGAGUUCGCUUCAUCAAUCAGCAUCAAGUAGGUGCUGUCUUCAGUAAAAACAACAAUGAGUUGAUUGCAUCCUCCAGCAACAACAAGUUGGACUCCAUCAAUCAAUGAAGAUUAAGAUCAACUAAUAGCGAGCGCCAACUUGUACGAGCUCUUCAAGUACAGGGUCAGUAAGGCUCUACCUUAUAUAAUCUUCUCCUUUCAUGUAUGUCCAAGCGCCUUCGGUGGUCGAUUUGGAGUCGAGUCCGGAGCCCGAGCUGUGCGUUAUUUGCCAGUGCCCGUUUCAAGCGGGUGAGCACUUGCGACGACUUCCCUGCUUUCAUCGAUUUCACGCCGAGUGCAUCACGAAUGGGCUUCGAUACAGCACGCAAUGCCCUGUGUGCAAAUUUGAACUGAAUUCUUAAUCAUAAUAAUGUGGACCAGCGGUUCUUCGCCAUUCUCCAUGUUGAUGUUUGUUCAUCUUCGUCUUCAUCGACAUCGAUUCAUUCCACAAGUCUACUCGCCCUCGACUAGAGAGCACCAUAUUCUUAUAUCCCCACCUUUCUAUGAUAAGUAGAUUCAUUGAUUAUGAAGUUCAUCAAUAGAUUCUUACAAUCAUAGCAGGAUGAUUUUGAAGCCCAGAAUUAGCUUGCCUCUGGUGCAUGUGCUUCGGUAUUUCUAUAUCUUUCGUUCUUCCAACAUCCUAUCUAAAAAAACCGCGUGUUCGCUAUACUUGGUCUUUCGACUUUCUUACAUCGUUCGCUCUCACAUGAAAGUUGACAUGAUCUUUUCUAAAAAGUAAAAACCUUUGCUCGCAUGAGCAGGCACUUUUUGGGCUCAAAUCACUAGAGGAAAGAGACAAACCUACAAUCACCUGUCUUGAUGUCUUGAUGUCUUAUUGGUUGAUGGUUUUACCCACGACCAAGAAGGGAGCGCAGAAGUCAAUAUUGUCAGAAAUAUGCUCGACUUCGCCAAGCGUCAGGAAAAAGUGAGACAGCGUAUUAAAAAAUAGAAAAGCGCUGUCAUUUCUCGCCCUUAACAAUGUACAGCAC
Amoebophrya sp. A25 is the source of this 6837-nucleotide messenger RNA. Lineage: Eukaryota; Dinophyceae; Syndiniales; Amoebophryaceae. The record is from the annotation of a GenBank genome assembly.